Messenger RNA from Aureobasidium subglaciale EXF-2481, 684 nucleotides. RefSeq lists its product as uncharacterized. Gene Ontology annotation, biological process: DNA-templated transcription. Gene Ontology annotation, cellular component: RNA polymerase II, core complex; RNA polymerase I complex; RNA polymerase III complex. Lineage: Eukaryota; Fungi; Ascomycota; Dothideomycetes; Dothideales; Saccotheciaceae. The record is from RefSeq and is a predicted model, not a curated record. Gene Ontology annotation, molecular function: DNA-directed RNA polymerase activity; DNA binding. The transcript is spliced from 3 exons. The coding region runs from base 1 to 684 and encodes 227 amino acids.
AUGGCCGACGACGAGACUAGACGCGAAACCUCCAGACUGUGGCGCGUGUGGAAGACGACCAAGCAGCUGUGCUACGACAGAGGCUACGAACUGGCCGAAGAUGAACUCGACGUCUCCCUCGAUCACUUCCGCGAGCAGUGCGGUGACGGCUCCGGCGGUGUCAGCAAGACCAAGAUGAACUUCCAGGCCAGACCCUCCGACGCAAUGUUGACCAAAUACACCGCCCUCCCCACAAAGUCAAACCCCAACCCCGAACCCCAAAUCGGAACCAUCUACGUCGAGUUCAGCACAGAAGCCGCCAUAGGAAUCAAGCAUCUGCGCAACUACGCCCAGUUCCUCAACGACAAGAACUUUUACUCGGGCAUCUACAUCACCUCUGCUUCCGUCACCACCUCUGCGCUCAAGCAAGCCGCAAACCUGCCCAUCACCAUCGAAGUCUUUCAAGAGACCGACUUGCUCGUCAACAUUACAAAGCACGAACUCGUACCCAGGCACAUCCUGCUUAGCCCAGAGGAGAAGAAGGCCCUGCUCGAUCGCUACCGUCUGAAGGAGACUCAGCUUCCUCGCAUCCGUGUAGAGGACCCCGUUGCCAAAUACCUCGGUCUGCGCAGAGGUCAGGUCGUCAAGAUUAUUAGAAAGUCCGAAACCGCCGGCCGUUAUGCCAGUUACCGCUGGUGUAUAUGA